UGUGUUUUCUUUAAGAGUUAUUUUUCAAGUUUUGUUGGUGGACCUUUUCUUUUGUAUUUUGUGGACAAAUUCCUCUGAUUUAACUGCCGACCUGUACAUCUCCAGCCAGGACAGCUGGGUUCAUUUACCCUCGGACCUGAGCCAGUGAACUUGUUCUAAAAUAUCUGGGGACUGUAAAGCCAACAUGACCAGUGGGCGUUGUGUAUUUGUCUUGUUCUCCCUCCUUCAUGUGUCACUGAGUGUGGAAAUGACGGGGCUGUAUGGCAGCUUCACCUCCCCCAACUUCCCCCAGCCAUACCCUGACAACCAAUACGUACUGUGGAACAUCAGCGUCCCAUAUGGUCACAGGGUCAGAGUCUACUUCACCCACUUCAGCAUGGAACCCUCCCACCGGUGUGAAUACGACUACAUCCAGGUUUUGGCGGAGGUAAAUGAAACCUUGCGAUUCUGUGGUGAGGAGGAGAAGAACUACGAAAGCGCUCCGAGGAACACCGUCAUCCUGUCAGCCGGAAACCUCAUGUCAGUGGUCUUUAGGAGCGACUACUCUAACGAGGGCCGAUUCACCGGCUUCCAAGCGUUUUACACAGCAGAAGAUAUCGAUGAAUGUCUGUCCAAGAUUGAUGGAGAGAAAGCGUGUGACCAUUUGUGCCACAAUUACAUUGGUGGAUUUUACUGCACGUGCAGAGAAGGAUACCUUCUACACGACAACAACAGAACCUGCACAGUGCCAUGCCACAGCCAAGUGCUGACCUCACCUUCGGGGGUCCUGACCAGUCCCGGCUACCCGAAACCUUACCCUCCCAUGAUUCAAUGUGACCACACCAUCCGUCUGCCAGAGGGCCACAGGAUAAUCCUGGAUUUCUUGGAACCCUUUGACGUAGAGGGACACCCAGAUGUCCCCUGUCCAUAUGAUAUGUUGAAGAUUUCGACAGCUGGACAGGAGUACGGACCCUUCUGCGGAUCCAUCGCACCAGCCCGCAUUGACACAGGAAGCUAUCAAGUGCAUGUUAGUUUCAGAUCCGAUACUGGUGGCAAAAACAAGGGGUGGAAGAUCAAGUACACAAGUAGGCUGAAUGCCUCACAUUAACUGAAGGAUUGUUGCCACGAACAUUGUGCAUCUCAUUAUAUACAACCUGAAAAUUUUAUGGUGACUUUUACGAUGGAGCAACUUCACACAACCAUAAUUUUUGUGAUGAAAUUUGGAUAUUGUGUUAAGGCUCGCAGACAUAUUAUCUUAAAGGAGAUAUAUUUGCUUAUAUUUCAGUUGAUAAUUUUAAUUUUUUCUUAUUUAAAAAGGUUUACAUACUUUUUUGUACCAGCACAAUCCUUUGCAAAUUGGCUACAUACACAAGAUAAAAUAUAUAACACACUAGAGGAGAGAGAAAAACUGAAUAUAGAAUAAUAUAUCUCCUUUAAAGCUAUAUGACAUUGUGAACUUGGCACUCAAAACACCUGCCAAAUUUCAAGAUCUUUCAUUGUAUGUAUCUUGAUUAUAUCCAAUUUUAUUGUUCUCUGUCUUUGAUGACAUCAACAAUCAUUUUUAACCCCUUUUUAUAAGGUUUUUUUUUUUUGCUUAUUUUUUUUUUACUGCAAAUUAACAAGUAAGGCUAAGAAGAAACUUGUUUUAGCUGACUUUUAUUGAGAGACAUAUCUUGGCAUUAUUGUAUAAAACCUGUGGCUCUAUGUGACCAAACAACAAUUAGGAUUAAAAAAACUAUUCCACAAAAUACCGUAGCUGAGUGUAAACAAUUCU
This is a messenger RNA of Paralichthys olivaceus (Japanese flounder), 1753 nucleotides long. RefSeq names its product MBL associated serine protease 2 (gene masp2). NCBI's taxonomy places the organism in Eukaryota, Metazoa, Chordata, Actinopteri, Pleuronectiformes, Paralichthyidae. Gene Ontology annotation, molecular function: serine-type endopeptidase activity; calcium ion binding. The record is from RefSeq and is a predicted model, not a curated record.